GUACCGUCGCGGAUUUCGGCGGCGGAAACAUGGCGGCCGCGGCCGCACCGGCCACGGAGAAAGUUUCCACCAAGAUUGGUCUAUAUUAGCGCUUGUGGCCUCGGGCCCUCGUUCCCAAAGGCGUGCCGCCUCCGUGUUCUCAGUCGCAAGCUCAAGUCUUGUCUGCCCUCCUUCUUUUUGGUUUGGUUUUGGAACUGACUCCGAGGGUUGGGAGAGCGUUGGUGGCGACGGCCAAGUCAGAUCACUAUAAACAAAAUUUCCACCAGAGAAAAUGUUGAAAUAGGAGUUGCGGAUACAUUGGAUAUACUGGAUGAAAUACAAGCGGUUAAUUUUUGUAACGUGGGGGAAAAGCCCACAUUGCUGGUUACAUGUGUAAAUCACUGCGUUAUUGCUUUAGUCAUUGUCUGUAUUUAGCAAUGACGAGACUGGAAGAAGUAAAUAGAGAAGUGAACAUGCAUUCGUCAGUGCGGUAUCUUGGCUAUUUAGCCAGAAUCAAUUUAUUGGUUGCUAUAUGCUUAGGCCUAUACGUAAGAUGGGAGAAAACAGCAAAUUCCUUAAUUUUAGUAAUUUUUAUUCUUGGUCUUUUUGUUCUUGGAAUCGCCAGCAUACUCUAUUAUUAUUUUUCAAUGGAAGCAGCAAGUUUAAGUCUCUCCAAUCUUUGGUUUGGAUUCUUGCUUGGCCUCCUAUGUUUUCUUGAUAAUUCAUCUUUUAAAAAUGAUGUAAAAGAAGAAUCAACCAAAUAUUUGCUUCUCACGUCCAUAGUAUUAAGGAUACUGUGCUCUCUGGUGGAGAGAAUUUCUGGUUAUGUCCGUCAUCGACCCACUUUACUAACCACAGUUGAAUUUCUGGAACUUGUUGGAUUUGCCAUUGCCAGCACAACUAUGUUGGUGGAGAAGUCUCUGAGUGUCAUUUUGCUUGUUGUAGCUCUGGCUAUGCUGAUUAUUGAUCUGAGAAUGAAAUCUUUCUUAGCUAUUCCCAACUUACUUAUUUUUGCAGUUUUGUUAUUUUUUUCCUCAUUAGAAACUCCCAAAAAUCCCAUUGCUUUUGCAUGUUUUUUUAUUUGCUUGAUAACUGAUCCUUUCCUUGACAUUUAUUUUAGUGGCCUUUCGGUAACUGAAAGAUGGAAACCAUUUUUGUACCGUGGAAGAAUUUGCAGAAGACUUUCGGUCGUUUUUGCUGGAAUGAUUGAGCUCACAUUUUUUAUUCUUUCAGCAUUUAAACUUAGAGACACUCAUCUUUGGUAUUUUGUAAUACCUGGCUUUUCCAUUUUUGGAAUUUUCUGGAUGAUUUGUCAUAUUAUUUUUCUUUUAACUCUUUGGGGAUUCCAUACCAAAUUAAAUGACUGCCAUAAAGUAUAUUUUACCCACAGGACAGAUAAUAAUAGCCUUGAUAGAAUCAUGGCAUCCAAAGGGAUGCGCCAUUUUUGCUUGAUUUCAGAGCAGUUGGUGUUUUUUAGUCUUCUUGCAACAGCAGUUUUGGGAGCAGUUUCCUGGCAGCCAACAAAUGGAAUCUUCUUGAGCAUGUUUCUAAUUGUUUUGCCAUUGGAAUCCAUGGCUCAUGGGCUCUUCCAUGAAUUGGGUAACUGCUUAGGAGGAACAUCUGUUGGAUAUGCUAUUGUGAUUCCCACCAACUUCUGCAGUCCUGAUGGUCAGCCAACACUGCUUCCCCCAGAACAUGUACAGGAGUUAAAUUUGAGGUCUACUGGCAUGCUCAAUGCUAUCCAAAGAUUUUUUGCAUAUCAUAUGAUUGAGACCUAUGGAUGUGACUAUUCCACAAGUGGACUGUCAUUUGAUACUCUGCAUUCCAAACUGAAAGCUUUCCUCGAACUUCGGACUGUGGAUGGACCCAGACAUGAUACGUAUAUUUUGUAUUACAGUGGGCACACCCAUGGCACAGGAGAGUGGGCUCUAGCAGGUGGAGAUAUACUACGCCUUGACACACUUUUAGAAUGGUGGAGAGAAAAGAAUGGUUCCUUCUGUUCCCGGCUUAUUAUCGUAUUAGACAGCGAAAAUUCAACCCCUUGGGUGAAAGAAGUGAGGAAAAUUAAUGACCAGUAUAUUGCAGUACAAGGAGCAGAGUUGAUAAAAACAGUAGAUAUUGAAGAAGCUGACCCACCACAGCUAGGUGACUUUACAAAAGACUGGGUAGAAUAUAACUGCAAUUCCAGUAAUAAUAUCUGCUGGACUGAAAAGGGACGCACAGUGAAAGCAGUAUAUGGUGUGUCAAAACGGUGGAGUGACUACACUCUGCAUUUGCCAACGGGAAGCGACGUGGCCAAGCACUGGAUGUUACACUUUCCUCGUAUUACAUAUCCCCUAGUGCAUUUGGCAAAUUGGUUAUGCGGUCUGAACCUUUUUUGGAUCUGCAAAACUUGUUUUAGGUGCUUGAAAAGAUUAAAAAUGAGUUGGUUUCUUCCUACUGUGCUGGACACAGGACAAGGCUUCAAACUUGUCAAAUCUUAAUUUGGACCCCAAAGUGGGAUAUUAUUAAGCACUCAUACUACCAAUUACCACUAACUUGCCAUUUUUUGUAUGCUGUAUUUUUUAUUUGUGGAAAAUACCUUGCUACUUCUGUAGCUGCUCUCACUUUGUCUUUUCUUAAAUAAUUAUGGUAUAUGUAAGGUGUUGGGAAAAAACAUUUUGUGCUGAAAGUAUAUAGGGAGUCAAAUGCUGACUGUAAAUGCGUAAGAGAUGUUAAAAAUAAUACUGCACUUUCAGGAAUGUUUGCAUAUGGUCCUGAUUAGAAAGAAAACAGUUGUCUGUGCUCUACAGUGGCCAAUGAUGAAUUACUAAUGCCUUAUUUUCUAGGCAUAUGAUAGUUUAGAGAAUGUAGACCAGAUAAAUUUGUUUACUAUUUUAAGAAAACUACCAGUUUACUUACAGAAGAUUCUUUUUUCCAAACAGUAGGUUUCAUCCAAGACGAUUUGAAGAACUACAAACUCUUUCUCUUAGAAAAGAAAGAGGGCUGCCCAAAAUAAAUGCAAAAUUUGCUUAUACUCCAUCACAUUCGGAUGUCUUGGUUGUGACCUUCUACCAGUGUAGCAGAGAACCCUAAUUACAUUUUAGAUCAAAUCAUUCUUUAUGUGGGCAUUGUUAAAAGGCUAGAGCCUACAAGUUGCUCUUUCUUGAAUUGAUUGGGGGCCCUGAAAACACUGGUAAUAUUAAGAGUCUUUCUCAGGGUAACUUAAUGUUUUCUUAAUGAACAAUGUUUUCAGCUACAAAUUUCUUCCAAUAAAUUGUCUUCCCUUUGUGAAAAGGUACUCUCAUAGAAGAAAUUUAGCAAUUUCUCAUUGACUGACUCAGUCUGUUUUAAAUAUUCAGAAAAGAUUUUGAUUCCUAUUGAGCUAAUGCUCCACCAUGAAAAUUAUUUUUCUGAUCCUUGUUAGUGAUAACAUUUUUUUUCUACUGAAGGUCAAAGGAUAGGAAAUAGGUCAUUUCUUUUCUUGUAUAUGUGUAAUGUAUUACGUAAAAAAGUAUUCAUAUUGGCAAUUUUAGUUAAGCAUAAUAGUGUGGUUGUAAUUUUUAAAACUUAAUUCAGUGUUUUGUCUGAUUAAAGCAAGCACUGAUCAGGGUAUCUCCUAAGAGGUAAUUCACUUCUUAUUUCCUUCCAAUAAUUAUUACAUUCUAAAUUUUCAUCUAUGAGAAAUAACAAGAGGGGAAUAGAAUUAAAUUGGGGGAUAAUCUAAUCUUCAUUGUUUAAAUGGUUUGACUUCUCACCAUUGAAGCCAUUUUUUCUAGCCUCAGAGAGAGGAAAUAAUGCCUCCACCAUUUUCUACCUGGUGACUUGAAAAUUGAAGUUUUAGGUUAGGAAGAAGUUACUUAGAGUCAGGGAACUUGUAUACCACUAUCUAUGCAGCAUUGUUAUAGUCUGUUUCUAUGGUUUGAAUAUGAUUUUCCUAAUGCUCUGAAUAAAAUUUUGUUAAAAAU
Molecule: messenger RNA, 3926 nt
Organism: Saimiri boliviensis boliviensis (Bolivian squirrel monkey)
Lineage: Eukaryota; Metazoa; Chordata; Mammalia; Primates; Cebidae
Gene: TMEM168
Product: transmembrane protein 168
Source: RefSeq, a predicted model, not a curated record